Molecule: messenger RNA, 3436 nt
Organism: Mustela erminea (ermine)
Lineage: Eukaryota; Metazoa; Chordata; Mammalia; Carnivora; Mustelidae
Gene: POLM
Product: DNA polymerase mu
Exons: 10
Coding region: 991-2586 (531 amino acids)
Biological process (GO): double-strand break repair via nonhomologous end joining
Cellular component (GO): nucleus
Molecular function (GO): DNA binding; DNA-directed DNA polymerase activity
Source: RefSeq, a predicted model, not a curated record
GCUUCCCGGGGGUCGCCAUCCACCUGGCCGAGCCGCGCAUGGGCCGCAGCCGCCGCGCCUUCCUCACGCGCCUGGCGCUCUCUAAGGGCUUCCGGGUCCUGGACGCUUACAGGUGCGCGGUCGCGGAGAAGCCUGCGGCCCGGGGCCGCCCUGGGGCGCCUGCCCGCGGCGCCUUCGUGGUUGGAGGGCGCCUGCACCAGGGGCGCGGGGCGGGUGCUGCGCCCUCAGGGCUCCGAGGGACGGCUGUGCGCGUAUGGCCCGGCCAGCACGGUCCGCGGACGCUGCUGCGUGGUGGGAGCCCUCAUGUCGGUGUUCAGACUUCGCCGCGGACCAGCCACUUUCGCGAGCCGCGUUUCUUUUCAGCGGAGGACGUUAAGGUCUAAACCGACUCACCUGGCAGUGAAGGGGCCCGCGGUUUCGGAUUCCAGUUGACCACGGCUCUUGGUGCUUUCCUGGCUUUCCCCGAAUAUCCUCUCCGCAGCGGGUGCUCGCGGUUAGGGCCAGGAGUGCUCUGUGGGACCAGCAGAGGGCGUGUGCCCGGGGCUCUGGAAGGAGCCAGAGGGCCGUUUGGGGUGGUUGAGGGUAUCACCGGCUCACCGCCUUCUGCCCUGGGCGAGUGCGUCUUGCCCUGUUAGCCAGGCCGACCUCGCCCCUCAGGCAGAGACAGCGACGCGAGGCUCCGAGAUCAGCAAAAAUCCUGGGCUGGGUGCGGAGACACUGCUGCGAUUAAGGAAAUGGGUUCCCGUAGGUUUGAAGUUGACAGAGCAAGCAAACCAGGGGCCAGUCCCCCAGCAGCUUUAGUUCUGGUUUGUUUUGAAGUGAUGUAACCUUUCCCAGUGGUUAGACCCUCUCAGAGGAGUUUAGUGUGCGGGGGUCUAAGCCUCUAAGCCCUUUGGCUUAUGAGUUUGUUUAAUCUUUGCAACAACCCUCCGUGGUAGUCACGUUGUUAACGGCUUUAAAGAGGAGGAAAUCAGGGCACAGAGAAGUGAGAUGCAGCGUGUGUGGCCGAGCUGGGGUUCAGACCCAAGCAGCUUGGGUUCAGCAGAGGGAGAGGCUCAGGGCCUGGCCUCCAUUCUCAGGGGCCGAGGGAAAGGAUGGAUGAGUGGACAGAAACUUGGGCUGGGCCGCAGCUCUGUGGGUGGUGGGGUGGCACAUGCGUUCAUUGGCGAGGAGGGGCUUUCUGAGGAGGUUGUUGGAAGCAGGAACAGGUGCUUGCCAGACGGAGGGGACUGUGAGCCAAGGCGGAGCAAGGCAGGAAGGACCUCUGGGCGUCAGCUUUGUCCCCUCUCUCUGCCCAGCUCCGAGGUGACGCAUGUGGUAAUGGAACAGACCUCGGCAGAGGAGGCCAGGUGCUGGCAGGAGCGUAGGGCGGCAGCCUCUCCUCCAGAGGGCACCCGCCCGGCACUGCUGGACAUCAGCUGGUUCACGGAAAGCAUGGCAGCUGGAUGGCCUGUGCCCGUGGAGCCUCGGCACCGUCUGGAGGCGGCUGUGCCCGGGAAAGGGCCGCCCGGCCCCGUGAGGGUGCCACCUUACGCCUGCCAGCGCCCCACGCCACUCACACACCCCAACACCAGCCUCUCGGAGGCUCUGGAGGUGCUUGCAGAGGCCGCAGGCUUUGAGGGCAGUGAGGGCCGCUUCCUCUCCUUCCGCAGAGCCGCCGCGGUGCUCAAGGCCCUUCCGAGCCAGGUCACAGCCCCGAGCCAGCUGCAGGGGCUGCCCAACUUUGGAGAACACUCCUGCAGGGUCGUCCAGGAGCUGCUGGAACAUGGGGUGUGUGAGGAGGUGGAGAGGGUCCGGCGGUCAGAGCGGUACCAGACCAUGAAGCUUUUCACUGGGAUCUUUGGGGUUGGGGUAAAGACUGCUGACCGCUGGUACCGGGACGGGCUGCGGACCCUGGACAGCCUCCACGAACAGCUCCAAAGGCUGACCCAGCAGCAGAGAGCAGGACUCCAGCACUACCGUGAGCUGAGCAUCCCGGUGCAGCGGCCAGAAGCCGAGGCCCUGCAGCAGGAGGUGGAGGCUGCCGCGGUGGACAUCCUGCCCGGGGCCACUGUGACACUGGUGGGCGGCUUCCGGAGGGGUAAGUUGCACGGCCACGAUGUGGACUUGCUACUCAGCCAUCCCCAGGAGGGCCUGGUGGCAGGGCUCCUGCCCCAUGUGAUGCGCCGCCUGGAGAGGCAGGGCCUUGUCCUGUACCACCAGCACCACCGCGGCCACCCCGAAGACACUGCGUACCACCGGACCCGGCACAGCCACACCAUGGACGCCUUUGAGAGGAGUUUCUGCAUUUUCUGCCUUCCACAUUCCCCAGGGGCUGCAGCGGGGGGCGCCCACAGGCGGGCCGUGCGCGUGGACCUGGUGGCGGUCCCUGUCAGCCAGCUCCCAUUCGCCCUGCUUGGCUGGACGGGCUCUAAGCAUUUCGAGCGGGAGCUGCGCCGCUUCAGCCGGAAGGAGAGAGGGCUGUGCCUGAACAGCCAUGGGCUCUUUGACCCCGAGCAGAAGAUGCUGCUCCGUGUCGCCUCCGAGGAAGACAUAUUCAGGCACCUGGGCCUCGAGUACCUUCCUCCAGAGCAGAGAAACGCCUGAAUCUGCCUGCCUGGCCUACUCAGCGCUGGCAAGCCAGGCCCCGUGGGCUCCGGGAGAAGCUGCGAUGCUGCCCCAGGCCCUCGCCCCUGCCGACCCCUGACCGGAGCCCCACCGUGCAGGGCGCUUCUCGCCCCCUCCCCAACUUCCAGUCCAGGAUCUAAUGAAAUGAGCACGUUGUCCAAACCAAGCUCUGUGUUCUGAGCGUGCUGCUGUGACGGGGGAACGCGGGGCACCUGGCCCCCAUUGGCUAUGGGGUAAUGGUUGGGGGUUGGGGACAGGGGCCACCAUGGCAGGGUGCCACUGGGCCAGUGAGAACAUGACUGGCGCUAUCUCCCUGGUGGGGCGGUUGCGGAGCCUGAGGUGGUGGAUGGCGGUCUCCCAGGGCUCCGAGCCGGGGGAUGAGGGCCUGGAGCACCCCCUGCCCCGAGAGUCCGCCAACAUCUGGAGAAGGACAGGACGCAGAGCUGGAGCUGGGGUGGGUGGGGCAGAGACUUUCGGGUGCUGACCCCCACCUCCCAAGCAGGCGUCCCAGCUCUGCCUUUGCUCUUCCAAGCUCUGUCCUUGGGCCUUUAACAGCAGGUCGAUCAGCAUCCCCCCUCGUUCCUCACAUUCUGCAGCUCCCCUCCUCUGCACACCUCCCCCCCGCUCUGACUGAGCCGCACACGCCCGUGGGGCCAUCAUGGAGGGGCACUGAGUGUGCGUAGUCCCCUGCUUGGCCCUCGGGCCUGCUCCCGCUCCAGUGCCCUCGCUGCUGGACUAUCCACUUGGAACACUGUCCUGACGCACAGGUCUUUGUCAGGUUAGGGCUCCCCGGACCACUCUCUGGAAUAAAAAAUAUUUUUUAAAGUAA